GACGGAAAGUCUUAGGGGAGGGUGUACCCAGUGGGACCUUGCCCGUAUAUUUAUCAACAAAAAAAACAGGCGCCCCACAUCGUACCAUCCUGGCACACUCACUCUCUAAAACUUUCCUACCUCGAUAAAUAAAUGCCCAGAAUAAGUCUUCAAGAAAUAAAACAACCGAAAAACAAGGAUCACCACAAUACCUGGGACAAAAACGCCUUGGCGAGAAAAUACCCAGAUAAAACACUCGGAUCCCUCUCCUCUUACCUUCUCAAUGCAUCCCCUUUGUGCACGGGGCACUAUGAAACCAGAGAUCGCUGCGGCCGUCGGAUUUCUGUCCAGAUUUCUACGGAUUAAAGGACAUGUGAAUGAACGACAACUUCAAACAUUCAGUCUGUCUCUCCAGGAUAUUCUGGCAGAACAGUACAAGCACCACUGGUUCCCGGACCGGCCCUGCAAGGGCUCGGGCUACCGCUGCAUCCGCAUCAACCACAAGAUGGACCCGCUGGUGGGCCAGGCCGGACAGCGCAUCGGCCUGACCAUCCAGCAGCUGUACUGCCUCCUGCCCAGCGAGCUCACGCUGUGGGUGGACCCCUUCGAGGUGUCCUACCGCAUCGGGGAGGACGGCUCCAUCUGCGUCCUGUACGAGUCCCAGCCGGCCGCCCAGGGGGGCUCGGGGGUGUCUGCCGCCGCCUCGGCCGGGGUGCUGCCCCCCCUGGUGGACAGUCGCAUCAGCUGCAAGGAGGAACUGCUCCUCGGGAGGACCAGCCCCUCCAAAGCCUACAGCAUGAUGACCGUCUCCGGCUAAGGGGCUGACGAUGCAAACCAGAGAGUGAUACCGACGGGGGGAAGAAAAGAAAAGAAAAAAGAAAAAAAAAAAAGAAAAGAAAACAGAGGGCUAUGGCCUGCUGUCGUCCAGGGGAUGGAAACCUCUUAGGGUUCUUUGUGCUUUCGUUACCAUUGUUUUGUUUUGUGUUGUGAUUUGGAUUUACUGAGAGCCCUGUUUCUUUGGGUUAGAGGACAGCGGGGCAGCGGUGAAGAUCAGCAAAAUGGCUGCCCCCGGUGAGAGAUUGGUGAAUCCUCAAAGCUGUCAAUGUGGACUUUGCACUUUCAAAUAUCAUUGUGUUUCACCCGAGCCCUACCACCCCACAUCCCCUCAUCCCCAAUUCUCCCCCAACCACCUGCCCACCUUUUACACCCUACACAACCACCUCAAGUUUUACGGAACUACUUUCAGGAUAUUUACCUAAAUAUUUCAGCAUAUUGAAGGUGUGUUUAUUUUGUUUCUUUUUUUUUUUUUGAAGGGUUUUGGCUUAAUGGGGUUGAAAAUCCUGGAAGUACUUCCAUUUUUUGGGUUUCUGAAGUCCAGACACUGCCAGCAGCUGUCCCAGCCAUUCCCAAAUGUCUGAAAAGAACCUCUUUUAUACAUACAAGGUUUUGGACCACAGGACAUUUGCUCAGUGGCUGGUACACUUUGGGCACCCCCCCCCCCCCCCCCCUUUCCUCCAGUUCAUUGACCCAAUGGUGAGUUCCAGUAAGCUGUUGUCAUUGGUUACCUGUAUGACGGUGGUUGCCACGGAUACCAUCUUCCUAUAACUCAUUUGGCAGAAGCUCCAAUGGCAGCUCUGCCUGGUUGGGGGUGGAGGCUUGUGGGCGGGGCUGUCAUGUCUGACCUCCUUUCAUUCACUCGGUAAAUGAAUGUUUUUUAAAAAAGAUCCAGAGUGGAUUUGAUUUGUUCCUCCUUCAUCACUCUGAAUCCACCGUGUAGCUAAACGUUCCUCGUCUGAACGACUCAGAGAAAUUUGUGUUUCCUGUUAUAAAUUGACAUUGAAUGCACUUUGACAUUUAGAUAGUGUGGGAUGUAUAUUUUGGAUAAAAUGGCCGCAUUCCAUUCACUAGAAUGUCGUAUUUUAUGAUGAACAUUUACCCUGUGCUUCUGUUCGCCGUGGUACCAGCUUGGCAGGUCUUGUGGACGUGUCUAGUUUUUAACCGUGUGGUAUGAGUGGGGAGGAAUUGGGUGUUUUAGUGUUGAUAUUGUGUUUGAAGUUCAGUCACGUCUGUUGAUAUUGAAGUUGGCUUUCAGGUUAGAGUUUUAGCCGUUCUUGCAUAUGUUCCCUUCUGGUCGAAGCCAGAGACUUUGCUCGGGUUUCGCAGUCAUAGCAGCACAGUGCGAUGUUAAUUUACUUCCCCACUCAUUUAUGAUGUUAAGUGUCAAUUACUGAUUGAAAGGCUUUGGAACAACUCAGCUUGAGCAGUGGGGGCCUGUUUGCACUAAAGUCCGUGAGCGUGAGGUUUGAAAGUUGUAAAGGAGGCGUAUUUGCAGCUUCAGGACUGAAGGAACUCCCUUUCCCCCCUCAAUGGUUUAAACCAUCUCCAAACAGAAGGGGGGGUGGGGGGGGGGGGGCUCUAUAAGGGCACAUCUUCUGAGGGAGUUGGGUACUUUUUGUCUUUGCCUAUUUUCUCUAGGCCCAGCAAGGAAAUGACUGGAAUCCCUUUGUCGUAUUUAAUAAAAACAAGAGCGAGGCACAGUUCAUGGACCACAACUGCUUUAGAGGAACCCCUUAUUAGUGCCUUUUCACCCCCUUGCAUUGAGACAAAGGUACUGCUGUUACAUUGGGGGAGCCCCGGUCCCUCCGUCGGCGGGAGAACGAGGGACGCUAUAGUCUUGAGCUGCGUAGGCGCAGCCAACAACGGCAAUAGGUGAGGUGCCGGAAGGCGAGCCAAGUCCAAAGAGGUGCAGCGGGCCCGUGGAGCGUGCGGUGCCACAUAUCACCCUCCCCUGCCCAGGUGUGGGGAACCGGAGACCAGUCAAAGGGCAGCUAAAUCCACUCCGGCCCCUUUCACGCGUACACCUGGCGGCGGCGAGCGACGCCAGCACGCGCACUGAGCACGCUCCGUGGGGCCCGGCGGCCCUCCUCUCUCCUCACUGGAGACAGACAGACAGACAUACAGACAGACAGACAGACAGGCGUUAAGGCAGAGGGAGAGAUAGAGAAGGUAGACUGCACUGGAGGGCUAGCGUCUCGGGCGAAGUCGUCUGCGUUUGUUUACAAAUACUGAGCCAAAAUUCUCGCUGAAUGGAAGCUGUAGAGGCAGACGGUUUUCAGCAUUUAUAGGGGCUCGAGAUGUUAUAGUUCUGCGUGGAAACUCGCCUGUCUUGUCGGCCUGUGGAGAUUUGACCAUUGCUCCAAAUCUAACCCCCCCCCCCCCCCCCCCCACUCCUCCCUCUGCCAGAGUGCUUUCGUCCAUCUGUGAAAACCUGCGGUUCCACCUUAAGCAAAUGUAUGGAGUCAUAAGGGGCUUAAAGCUGUGUUUGAUGGGUAAAAUAACAAAAAGGAAUUGAUUUUAAUGCAUUCUCUCCCCUGCUUUAAUGUGUCAUUAAUAUGGUAGGGAGACUUUUGGAUGGAGCUCUUACCCCCGAUAUAUUUUUGUUUACUUUUUAAAAGUCUGUAAAGUUCAGCCAUCAUCUUUUUGGUCCCUGGGUUUUAAAAUUAUGUAAAUGUCCACAGAUUCAUCAAAAUUAAUCUCAGUGUUUAAACUUACCAAUGAAAGGAAGCGCAGAUUUACUUCACCCCCAUUUUUUAAAUUAAACUUUUAUCCCUCUGUCUUAGUGUGCACUCUCAGGGCUGAAUACUCAUACUCUAGUGUGCACUUACAGGGUUGAGUGCUCCUCCUCUAGUGUGCACUUACAGGGCUGAGUACUCAUACUCUAGUGUGCACUUACAGGGCUGAGUACUCAUACUCUAGUGUGCACUUACAGGGCUGAGUACUCAUACUCUAGUGUGCACUAACAGGGCUGAGUACUCAUACUCUAGUGUGCACUAACAGGGCUGUCAGAUGAGUAUGAUAAAAGCUUGAUGACAGGGACGUAGUGGCACAUAAAAUGCACUAAUAUGUAAAGGUGUAGUUGUUUGAAAUUAAGACAGGAGUCUGUCCAAGAAUGUACCGUCAAACUCAGGCCUUGGAAUUUUGGACCUUCAAUAAACCCUUAAGAAAAAGUAUUAAUUAAUUAUAUGAAAAUGGAAGGAAUAUAUAUUUUUAAAAUGCCAUUGAUGAUGACUAUAUAUCCAUUUAUACCACUGUAAAAUGUGUAAUGUGUGCAUAUUGUAAAAUACGCAAGUCAAGUUGUACAACAUAUGCGUAACAUGGCAUAAACAAUGGAGACAUGCACAACAUACAUUUCCUUGAUAUUCCUUUUCAUAUUUUGACAUUACUUUUUCAUAAGGGAAGCCAUGGUGAUGGGUGUGUUGGUAAGGACCAAAGCAAGUUAUUCUGCUAAAAAUAUCAGUUUCCAUUCUCUGUGCUCAUGGACUAAUGCCCUUUGUUUUUUUGGUUUUUUUUUCUUUCUUUUUUUGUUUUUGAUUAGAAAAUAGAUAAAAGGAAAAAAAAAAAAGUGAGCUACCCAGGAAGAAAAGCUGUCUAUUCUGUGAUCUCACGUUAGUACACCCCUGUGAUGUCACAUUAGUACACCUCUGUGAUCUCGCAUCAGUACACCCCUGUGAUGUCACGUCAGUACACCUCUUUUGUGUUUGCUCUCUUCUCCUUGGGUGUGCUAUGAUGAACUGCUGUAAAUUUGUACAGUUCAUGUAAAUUGAUUGUGAGGAAGUUGUACAGAUUUCUAUAUUUUGGAAGAGAAGUUUUUUUUUUUCCUCUGUAAUAAAAGAUUUCCUAUCUUGGCAAAGUA
Molecule: messenger RNA, 4672 nt
Organism: Anguilla anguilla (European eel)
Lineage: Eukaryota; Metazoa; Chordata; Actinopteri; Anguilliformes; Anguillidae
Gene: btg1
Product: B-cell translocation gene 1, anti-proliferative
Exons: 2
Coding region: 263-796 (177 amino acids)
Biological process (GO): negative regulation of cell population proliferation; negative regulation of mitotic cell cycle
Cellular component (GO): cytoplasm; nucleus
Source: RefSeq, a predicted model, not a curated record